GGAAUCAUACCAGAUGUCGAAAUCAUGAAUGUGACGUAGAGAAAGGAAACACCCCUUCGGAAUUGUUGUAUGAUGAUGCCGCCAUAGCAGGAAAUUGAUGCUGUUUCUGACACUCCAGUGGGCAUGUAACUGUAACUAGCUGUUCACGAAUAAAGGGGCACGCUUGGUGCUCUGAAACAAAUACAGUAAAGGGGUCGUCUACUAACUCAUGUAUUCACUAGAAAAGAAGCAUACACACCAGCUUUGUUUGUUCCCGGAACUCGGAAGACUCGUCAGUCUGCUUCUGCGUCCGUGAUCCACUUGUGCUUGCGUGGCAGUGAUGUGGUCUGGUUAUUUGUGACCUCACGUCACUCCAGCAACGUUGAUACAGUUCCGCGCAGAGGGGCUGGAGCUUUACAAAUCUGAAAUCACAACCAGGAAGGGGACACAUUCAUUCAUACAUUCAUACAUUGAUACAUGCAUCCUUUUCCAUUCAUUCAUAUCCACUCGUAAAAAAUAUACAACCAAGGAGCUAAGGUGCAUCAGUAACACAGUGACCAACUAAAGCCAAAUAUUUUUUUUGUAUUAUUUAUUUAUUUAUUUAUUUAUUUAUUUAUUUAUUUAUUUUAAUUAACUUACCAGUAAGUUUUAUUUUUUCAAUUUUAACAUUCAAAAUGGAGGAUGAAAACAUGGAUCAGCUCAUUCUUGUACUGAAUCAGCUGGUGUUGUGGGUUGCUGCGGGUGCCAUGAUGUUUGGAGGUGUGGUGCCAUACGUUCCUCAGUACAGGGACAUCAGAAGAACGCAGAAUGCUGAGGGAUUCUCAAGUUACGUGUGUCUCGUCUUGCUGGUGGCAAACAUUUUAAGGAUAUUGUUUUGGUUUGGGAGACAUUUCGAGACACCACUCCUAUGGCAAAGCAUAAUCAUGAUUCUGACCAUGCUAAUCAUGCUCCGCCUCUGCACUGACAUCAGGGUGGCCAGUGAACUCAACACGAAGCGCAGAGCCUUUGCAGCAACAGACAGUAAGGAUGAAGAAAUCAAAGUUCCUAAGAAGUUCUUUCUGGAUUUUGAUUUGAAAUACUUCUGGCUAUGGAGCAGGUUUAUGGAUUAUCUGCAGUGUGUGCUGACAUUCACUGCUUUUGCAGCAUACAUUACCUACCUCUUCCUGGACUCCAGUGUCUUUGUGGAAACACUGGGCUUCCUCGCUGUGUUCACCGAAGCCAUGCUGGGCACUCCACAACUCUACCGCAACUACCAAAACAAGUCCACUGAGGGCAUGAGCAUCAAGAUGGUGUGUAUGUGGACCAGCGGGGACACCUUUAAGACAGGUUACUUCGUGUUGAACCAGGCCCCAGUCCAGUUCUCCAUCUGUGGACUGCUCCAGGUCUUUGUGGACAUUGCCAUUCUUUUCCAGGUCUACUACUACAGCCGCUAUCCCCAGAAGCCAGUUUCCCACACUGUCCACACCACCAGUGCCAAGGCACUCUGAACACAAAGUCAUAAACGUCAAAUGUAUCUACACACACACACACACACUCCUGCAGCUACCUGCGUGUUUAUACACAUGGCCAGUGACUGAUUCCACCAGUAUGAAAACCAAACCUGGGUUGCUUGCAUUUAUGGAUUUGUGUUACUAGAACAUUUUUUUUAUAUAAACAAUAAUGGAUAAAUGUUUCUGCAGCUGUAAUUUAUAUUUUUAUAUAUAAAUAUAUUAAAAAGACACUUUUUUCUAAAACUGGCUGAAACUAUGAAGAUUGCCUAUGAAGAUUGCCUUUGCCUUAUUGAUGAAAAGGACAAUUUUGCAAGGGGUUAUGGACUUAAAUCCUUUACUUGUGUUUUUGCUGUCCGAAAGCUUCAAUUUAAAUUGUCUCCAUUUCCUGACACAAGAUUCAUUAACCUCCUGCGUUCUUCCUGCCUCUCUAUUCGCAUGUGUUACUUCAAAUUCCACAACUUAGUUUAAAAGAAACAGUAUAGCACUGGCGACGAUCCAUAACUCCUGCUUCUUUGAAAAUGUCUGCCUGUGUACGUCAUGGAUGAUUCCAGAUAGGGCAGUAACAUUUUUGUUCGUCUUUACUCGGGCAGUCAAGUCAUUCUACUCAAAUUUAAGAUGCAGGCCAGUUUUGAGAAGAAAGAAAUUGUUUACAAAGUGCAUCUUAAAUUGAAAGGAAUAUGAUAAUUGUAAUUAGUGUGUAUGUAAAUGUAAUAUCCUCAAGGUUAUAUUUAUGUACGCUGGUUCGCCUUCUUGUUUUAAAUACUCCACAUGUCAUGUUACAUCAUACUAUUUUCAUGAAGUAUUUAUCUACCCUCUUAUUGUGCAAAGGGCAGCACUGUGUUUGGUUUAAAAGCCCCAGACCGUGUUAAGCUCUUGAAUCAUUUAGGUCUGCUUCUUUCACUGGUGGUCUUGAUACAAAGUUGACUCUUCUGACUGUUACAACAUUUAAUAUGAUUGGCAUUUUCUUUCCAUUAUUGAUUUAAUUUAUUUGAUAUAUAGAUAUACAAUUUUGUGAUUGAUGUUUGAUGCCAUCUAGUGAACACCAUGGGAAGUGCAUUUGAGAUUUUUCAAGACAACUAGGUAACUGUAGAAAUCAUCAAUGUUUUUAAUGUCCCUAAAAGUUUCUGCUCAUCUCUGAUUGUAAUAAAGAGUAAACAGGGUUUUACUCUGAUUACGUACCAUAAAGACAGCUUGGAGGGAUACGGUACAAUACCUUGAACUUCGCAGAGGUGAUAUCUGGAACCAUCUGUGACUGAAUUAAGCAUUUUUAGUCAUAAUACAAUGAUGUGUUUGCAUUGAUGAUUUAAAAUGUGUUACCUAAUAGGGUUCAUUGAUGAGGAAAUAUAUAGGAUAAGAAGGUACACCGCUGUGCUCAACAGUUAACCUAUUCAUUUCCUAUACACAGCUAAUUUAAAAUGCCCAUUUUGUUUUUUUAGUAGGCUGAUUCAUGUCAUCUACACAUAGAGGCUUCCACAGUUUACAGAGCAAACAUUCCUAUCCAAAUAACGAAUGCUGUCAGUCCUCUGUGAAAAAUACUGCAUCCUGCUGCUUUAAUAUUUUCUUGACAAUCUAUCCCCUUGUCAGUUAAUGUCUAUAUUAAGUAGUGCAAUUACUCAGCUACACACUACCAUGUAGGACCAGUGUUGUUAGUCUGUGUGCCAAGGAUGGCGUUGUGGUGCAAAAUAACCAAAAGCAGUUCAAACAAUAAUAGGUUCUAUAAGUAGACUGGUUGUUUAUUUAAAUUAAAGCAACAAAAAGUUUAACUAAUAACAAACGCUGCCAGUUACCAGCAAUGGUAACUCGGCAGCAAAACAAUGCUGCGUGCCAAAAUAACAAUAAUAAAUAAUCCUGCUGCUGGGCAGCACUGUGCAGCUCUGCUCCCAUUCUGUGAUCAGAGCUGUGCUGGUGCAGUUCAGGUUUAAUGCCGCAGGGUCUGACUGUAUCAUGCAGUGCUGUGCUGUGUUGGCCUGUGCAGGGGAAAGUGCUGUGGAUCCUCUGCUGGCUCCAUGGUGGCAGCAUCCCGUUCCUAUUUCUCUGCAACACAAAAAUCAACCCGAGCUCCAGCGAAUUAACACACCGCUUCAGAUCAAUGUCAACGUAACUGCCCCCCUUGAAACACAAAACUCCUCCCAGCAAUCAGACUGGUGCCGCGCUGUAUCCAAUCACCACGUAGCACCCGGUCGCCACGCAGCACCCAGCUGAUUACAAUAGACUUGUUCAGUGUUAUUGCAGCUACGGCCCGCCUCCGAGAUGACCGACUUCUGGUUCCACCCCAGCCUUGAGUUUGGCCAUCUCGAGGAAAGCGCAACACUGACCUUAUCAAACGCCCCUUCUGGUUGGGAGGUAGUCCUACAGCUUGGGUCCCUUCGCUGUCUGUCAGAGUCUGACAUCCAUAACUAUAAAAAAUGCAAUGGUAGUCUUUAUCAUUGUAUUCAGUUCAGAAAGACUUCUUGUGAAAAUUUCAAAAAAUGUUAUGUUUCUUUUAGUAUUACUACCAUUUGGGGCAUUCAUAGCUCCACAGUGAUUUUAUUGUUUUAUAGUUUUCAACACUGGUGUAAAAGUCAACCCCCCCCCCCCCCCCUUUUUGAGACAACAAUUUCAGGAAAAAGCCUAUAGGUCACACAAUGGUGUAUAAGUCGCUCCCCCCUUUUUAGGACCCCCUAAAAUACCUAGAAAAUAGACUUAUACAAAGGUUUUUACAGUAAUUACUAAUCCUUGUAGUGAAUCUGUAUUGAAGUUUGUUCUUCAGAAUAACCAAUCAUCACUUUUCAUACUGUUCUGUCCAUUAUUGACACCGACUUUCAGCAAGUUAUCAGUCUGUGAGAUUCGCUGCAUUGCCUGUAAUUACUGAAAUUGACUUGAAAUGGGGAGAUGCAGCUUUUAUAUAUUACAAAUGAAUCAUUUGUGUUAGAGACAGCGAAAGUGUGUUCUACAUAAAUGAAUCACGUGGUCCACCCUUGUGUAUACUGCAGUAGAUACUUAAACAUGAACUAGCUUUUGUUCCCCAAGCAUACCAGUUUUUAUGUAUAACAUGUACCCAGGUCCUUCAUGAUUCACAAUAAUGUGUUGGUACUAAAGAUCCUCAGCCCAGGUACUUAAGAAACAUGUGAUUCAACUGUUAAAUGAGAGAAACUGUUUUUUAAAACAUGUUGUUUAAUAAGGUCUGUCAUUGUUGCUAUUUUUGUCUUUCCACUUUCCUGCCUGCCUAAGUGACCUUACAGGGAAGAGGCACAUCCUGUAUAGCUGAAUGUUUUAUUCAUGCCCCCUCUCAGUGGAACUGGUUAUCUGUCAGUGGAAUGUCUUGUUAUACAAAGCCGAUGAUGAUUAGUUGCCAUUGUACAAGUUGCUCAACCCUGGAUCUGUCGGGUUCCACUACUUGCAAAGGAGCCCUCCUGGACCACCGCAAUGAAAAAAGUGUCUGUAGCAGAAUGCCAAGCACAUUACAUGAACAUGUGGUGCUGUAAGAAAAUAUUGGCUACCUUAGUUUAUUUUACAUAUUAUUAUUAUUAUUAUUAUUAUUAUUAUUAUUAUUAUUAUUAUUAUUAUUAUUGUUUUAUUUUAAUGGGCUUUACUUUCUGGGGGUGGGGAUUGUUUUGUUUUUUUGCUGUACUGUUUAAACAAAUGAAGGGUCAGGUUUAAAAGUCUGUUGCAAUGUCUGUUUGAAAGGUCAAGUCAUGAUGUUUUGUGACUUUUUUACACCACUAUAAAUCAAUAUGUAAUUAAUUAGAAUUUGCCAGUGAUAAUUCACAACAAUGAUUAUUUAGGGUUAGUUUCUUGGUUUCCCUGUAAUAACUGUUAAUAAUGAAAGGUUGACAAGGUUAGUAAAAUGAAAUGUUUUUUUAAAAAUAAUAUUAGGUGUGAACAUCAGUAGUGUAAAUAAUAUAUAAUUCCUCACAAUUUACACUCAGCAGUAGUUGUAAAUAGACAUGACCAUGGGAUAAAGCCAUCUACCUUUUGUGAAUUCACCUGUUGUAUAGAGAGCCUGCCUUUCAGUUUAAAAGCCGCAACACAGGGCUGAAGGAAAGGUCAUGAGAUAGAUGAAAUAUCCGAAACCUCGGGUGAAUUAUACAUAUUACAGAAGGCCUGAUGUUUAUAUUGACAGACUGCUCAUAUAAACCAAUUGACUCCAAAGAACAUUCAUGAAAGAUAUCUACUUAUAUUCAGCCUUUCAGUUGUUACUAUUGCAUUUCAUUGGUCCAGUCAGUUAUUUACAUGUUUCUUCUGCUUUUCUGUCAAAACACAGCCCUGAUAAGGUGCAAUCUGAAUUAUAAAGAAUUAUACAGCUGCAAAUGUCACUGUUUGAUUUAUUUUAUGCCAAAGUUUAUUAACCUGUGCAUAAAAAAGAUAACUAUUUAUGGGAAGGUAAAUUAAGUUUAAGCACUUCUAAUAAAAGUGAAUGUUACAACUUUUGACUGGUGAGUGUUCAUUAUGUUAAUGGUUAUGUUUGAAAUAUCUAGGGUACAUGUCCCAAAGUAAAGUAUUUACAUUACAUGGCUUAAACCAAAUAUUGGAUGCUGUUAAGAGUUCCAUAUAUAAACUGCGGUGUCAGCUAUUCCUGUGUCAGUAAUGGUGGUGGUGUUCACAAAGAAAACAAUCCACUUCUGUUUUUUAUCCACGAUUUCAAACACACUGCCAUAGAUUCUGUAGUAAAACGUACACUUGAUUUUCAGAUUUCUUAUACAUGUAUGGAAAUGCCAUUUGUCACCGCUGUUUUUUUUGCUCAAAUAAAAUAUGUGCUGCUGCAGAAAAAACUUACCAACUGUAAUUCUCAGUAUUUUACAUUUUACAGAGCCACCUCUUGCUCAGAAUAUGAAACCCUGACUCUCUCCCAUUACCAUCCAAAUGGCCCUAAAAUUCCCUGUGCUAAACCAUUGCAGCAUUGGGGGGGGAACCUGUUUGAAAGAACAGUUUUUCUCUGACUAAUAACCUAGUGUUGCUCUUGAUCAGCCAAGACAUUGGCGAAUGUUGUUUAAACCUACAGGUCUCAGGAGAGCCAUUUUUCAUUUCCUUGUCUUUGUGACUCUUCCAGGGUCUGGUGUAUGCCUAUUGGAAAUAAUUUACUUGACAGAUACAGGCAACUAAACAGGUUACAUUGGCCCAAGGGUCGGUGUGAACUCUUCUGCUACUGGAAAAGAAGUUACAGAACGUUUGGUGCUAUGGAGUUUUCCCUUGCAAUUCAGGAAAGAAAAGCUUAUGUCUAUUUAUUUCAGCUCCACAAUUCAUUACUUAAAAACUACUAUCAAUGAUGUUAAUUCCAAAAAAAUGUAUAAUUCACAGGUUAUUCAGUUACAGUUUUAUUCUACAAAUGCC
Messenger RNA from Acipenser ruthenus (sterlet), 6779 nucleotides. RefSeq names its product solute carrier family 66 member 2-like. The coding region runs from base 654 to 1466 and encodes 270 amino acids. Gene Ontology annotation, cellular component: trans-Golgi network; endosome. NCBI's taxonomy places the organism in Eukaryota, Metazoa, Chordata, Actinopteri, Acipenseriformes, Acipenseridae. The transcript has 6 exons. The record is from RefSeq and is a predicted model, not a curated record. Gene Ontology annotation, biological process: phospholipid translocation; retrograde transport, endosome to Golgi.